AUGACUCGACUGCUUCCUCUCUUCUCGCUUCUUGCGGCGACCGUCAUCGCGAGCCCCCAGGACGGGGGGGCGGCGCCAACAGGCGCAGUAGGCGGUGAAAACUCACUUCCAUUUGCGCUUCCCGGGCCGGGAACCGGCCAAAUUGGCGGCGACUCCCAGAUGGGUGGCCAAGACCAAAUGAGUGGUGGUAGUGUUCAGAUGGGCGGCGGAGGCCAAUCCCAAGGGGGGGCUAGUGGUGCUGUCGGCGGUUCCGUUGGCGGUGCUAUCGGCGGCUCCAUUGGUGGUGGAAUGGCCGGCGGAAUUGGACACGGCAAAACAAUCAUCGGAGGUGGGAAUGGAAUCGGCAAGGGGAUCGGCAAGGGAAUUGGAAAAGGCCAUUUAGGUGGUGGGGUGACUGUGACCAUCAUUACGACUAAUCUUGGUGGUGGUGCUGUUCCACAACAGUGGAACAAACCCCCCAUGAAGCAAGGGACAGUGCAUCAGGUCACGGUUGGAGGAGAUGCGGGACUUGUUUUCGUACCCGAAGUCUUGAACCCUCAGAUUGGCGAUAUGGUCCAAUUCAACUUCCAGUCACAGAAUCACACAGUCACCCAGUCCACGUUUGAUAACCCCUGCACCCGCAUGGAAGGUGGUGUGGAUUCUGGCUUUAUGCCCAAUGCAAACAACACAGUCAACCCGCCUCCGUCAAUGAUGUUCCAGGUUACCACCACGGACCCAAUUUGGAUGUACUGUCGCCAGCGACCCCACUGCACGAAGGGGAUGGUGUUCAGUUUGAACCCUACCCCCGAGAAGUCUCAUGAAGCAUUCAAACAAAAGGCGCUGGCACUCGACCAGGGAGGCGCUGGUGGAGCUCCACCACCACCACCACCACCCCCUCCUCCUCCUUCUCCACCAGUCGAGGCACCACCACUGCCACCACCAGCAGCCGAAAUCCCUCCUGUUGGCACCGGAAUCGCUGAAAACCCUCCUCCGGUCAUUCCUCCCCCUGCUCCUCCUGUUGGUGGCAACCAAGGGCAAGUCGUUCCUGGAAAUGGCAACAUGGGCGACGGCACUUGCUCUUGCUCUUGUCUCUGCGGUGCCUCGGAAUUCCCUCCAGGAACAGGCGUCGGAAGCUCCGGUGGCUUUGGAGGCGCUAUCCCCAUGUCUCCCCCCCAGAAGCGUGCCGUUCCUUUCUGGAAUUGA
Molecule: messenger RNA, 1182 nt
Organism: Ophidiomyces ophidiicola
Lineage: Eukaryota; Fungi; Ascomycota; Eurotiomycetes; Onygenales; Onygenaceae
Exons: 3
Coding region: 1-1182 (393 amino acids)
Source: RefSeq, a predicted model, not a curated record